GGACGGCUCUCGAAGCACGGGUGUGUUCGUUUGCUUUGGCAGCGCCUGCAGGCAGUCAAAAGCACAAUCUGCACUCGAAAUACGCGCGCGCUAAGGCCAAACAGGAGUUAUAGGGCGCUUCGAGAAGAGUUAUAUAUCGCUGCGACUCGACUGUCAAAGCUGCGACAGCGUAACUGGCCGCUGCAGAGAGCCAGACCCCGGUCAAAUCGAAAAUCCAACGCGGCGCAUCGAUGGCGGACGAGACCGACGAGGCCACAACGCCAUUGCGCACAGACGAGACCGACGAAGCCACGACGCCGCUGCGCGAAAACACCGAAGCGGACGAGCAGCGCGUUCCGCUCGACACCUCGCUCACGUCGCCGUCGCUCGCGCUCAGCGUCACAAGUGAAGACAAUGAGGCGACGGAGCGGUUGUGGCGGACGUGGCCGGGCCGGAACCGCUUUUUUAUGGAUGGAAGAAUGAUGCUAGGCGCGGACGUCUUUCAAUUACACGUCUCGAGUUUUAUGAUCCUCCUACCAGUCGUCUUAUUCUGCUGGCGCUACGAGGGGCCGUCUUCAUCAAUCACGCUCUACGUCAAGGUUGUAGGAUUUACACUCGGCGUCAUCUGCCUCGCAUCAUUAUGGAAAGUAGCGCUGCGCGACCCCGGCAUCCUACCGCGACGGAGCUGGGAGAACAAAUAUACGGAUACGGAGGACGAGCACUACGAGCCCCUACUCCCCGAGGGCUGGCGCCGCUUCCACGACGACGAGACGGGGCUGCCGUACUAUUUUCGCGAGUCCGACGGGGAAACGGCGUGGGAGAUUCCCCAGUGGUGUGCUACUUGUUGUAGGCCUAGGCCGCCUCGUUCCAAACACUGCGCCGUCUGCGACAACUGCGUCUGUCGCUUCGACCACCAUUGCCCCUGGACGGGGACGUGUAUUGGGGAAAGGAACUAUCUCUCGUUCUUAGCUUUUUUGGCCUGGACGUGUCUGGCGUGUCUGUUCUUGGAUGGGGCGUUGUUGCAUGAAUUAUAUCGAGCAGAUAAAGCGGAGGCGUCUUCGGUCAAGGACGCUUUUAUAGAUUGGGCGACGGCAAAACCAUUAGCCGCGGGCCUCGCCCUCUACCUGUCGUUCCUGCUCGUUUCAUUAAUUGCUUUAUUAGGCUACCAUCUGCGGCUGGUGGCCCUCGGCGAGACGACGAACGAACGGGUGAAGGGCGUCUGGAAGGGCAAAGCGAAGCCGCACGACCGGGGGUGCUGCGGGAAUUAUGCCUUGUUGUUGCGGGAGGCCGUGCCGCCGUCGCGCCUUCCGAACAUGCGGCGGCGCGUGCGGCGCACGGCGGCGGCGUCGACACCUCCCGAAGAUGCGAGCGAGGACGGGGGUGAGUAAUUUGUGUUGAAAUA
Molecule: messenger RNA, 1381 nt
Organism: Pelagomonas calceolata
Lineage: Eukaryota; Pelagophyceae; Pelagomonadales; Pelagomonadaceae
Source: the annotation of a GenBank genome assembly